AUGACUUAUAACGCUCCCCCUCCUUCGUACGAUGAGCUGUACAACUCACAGCACGCAUCUACUUCGUCAUCUUCAUCGACCUCGUCAAUGUUCGGCUCGCUGAAACAGUCUCUGGCUUCGUUCACGAUGGUCCCUAGUAAAGUCGACCUUGAAAUCCUGCCCUUUGACAGCAUCGACAUGUACGGUCAGCCCGACAAAGAUGCUGCUUAUUCGCUAUCGGGGCAAAUCGUUGUGAAGCUCGUGCCACCUACUAGCUGGUUCUGCUCGGAGACCCCUCAGGGAGACGAGUGUUUCCUCCUCGAGUCCCUUGUCGUCACAUUUGAGGGUCAGAGCGAGCUUGUGGCGCCGCAAACUGGCUACGCCUCUUGCCGUCUUAUCGAGUUCUCCAAGGAGCUCAUCACCGAGGAUCCGAUUGUGAUCCGGCACUCCUGGUCAGAGGACGCCACACGCAAUCCUGCGCAGUGGUACGUGACCUUCAACCUGAACAUCCCAGGAUGGCUUCCGCCUACAUGCGGCACAUCGUACGGCAACUCCACCGACGAGCCGGAGGUCAGCUACCGUCUCUCCGCAGUAGCGAAGUACCGCGAAGACAGGCCUGCGCAACCGUCCUCGUGGCGUACAACGUGCUAUGGCUAUAUGAGCCUGCCGACCACGCAAAUGGUCAAGGCCCGCGGCGUCGACGUGACGAUCAACAGGUUCACCAUCCCCCCGCCGCAAUGUACGCUUGCAGGCUCAGAGCUUCCCGAAGCUCCCUUCCGAAGCGUGGAGUACAUUGGCACGAUGACGGAUGCUGGCAGUGCGACCGUUCCGUCUGAGAUCCUGUCUAAGCUCCGAAUGCGUGCUACCGUCCCGGAGCACAUCCCAAUGGAUGCAGGGUCCUUCCCUCUGCUCUUGAAGGUUCGUCCGGACGGCCUGUCUGCAGACGAACGGAAACGGCUGCAUAUGCCCGGCUUCCUCGUGUCGGUCGUGCAAAACGAGAUUAUUCGUGCGUCUAUGUCGGCCCAUUACGCCCAGGAGUGGCCUGUGCCUCCCGCCUCCGAGCAGCCUCCCAACCAUCCGAUUCGUACGCGCCGCCAUGAUUCUCGCGAAUACGAGUGCGGCAUGAUAUUCAGCCCUGCAGCCGGCACCUCUGCCACUCGCUCCUACUCUCUCCUCCAUUCCGGCUUCGCUGGCAAGUUCGAGCUUGACGAGUCCAAAGCGAACUUCCAAGACGAGCGCUUUGAGCAAGACGACACGUGGAUUCGCGUCCGCGUCGACGUCCCCUUCCGCGACAUCCUCGUCGAGCCGCACCUCCUCCCGCAGUAUGAAGAUCAUCCCCUCCCCAAGCUUCGCCCUUCCGAGCGCGGCCCGAUCAUGACAGUGUAUCAUAGGCUCGAGAUCUCGCUCGCGUGCGCGUACGACCUCCCAGAAGAUGGCGCAACCCCGGGCAAGGAGCGUGCCCUCGACGAGCUCAAGUUCACCAUUCCGCUCAGCUUCGUCCGCGUACCGCGCAGCGGCCCUCACUGCCCGCGCACGGAGUCCUUCACCGAGGCAACCGGAAGCCCGCUCUCGACUACGUCCCCGGCAGGUUCGGUGCGCAUGCUCACGGAGCGCGUGCCGCUCCCGCAGCUCAGCCAGCCUUACGCUCAAUCGCUGCCGGCGUAUAACACGCUGUAUCACAAGAACGGGGCGAGGAUCGAGGACCCGACGCCGCUGCCAGUUUAUACGAAGGAUGGCGGACGCGAGCAUCCGCUGGAGACGAGCUCAGAGCAGCGUGUCGAGGAGGCGGAGCCUCCUGCGAUGACGAUCUGUAAGCAGACGCCGCUGCAUAAGGCAGUGGUGUACUCGACGCCACCUCUCCCUCGCUUGUAGACAAGCGGGUGAACCGGUGCACCUUACGUCUUCCUCUCCGUUAUUUGUCAGUGUUCAUGCAUUCCAUCAAGUCUCCAUUCAUGUCCACGCGCAUUCACAUCUGCCUCAUAACUCGUUCCGCAACUAAUUGGCAUCCCUGCUCUGUUGUACACUCACUCUCUUUGUCCUAGAUCGACAUACAUCACCCUUGUAUCAUUACCGCCCUUCUUUCAUAC
Messenger RNA from Dichomitus squalens LYAD-421 SS1, 2066 nucleotides. RefSeq lists its product as uncharacterized. The transcript has 3 exons. Lineage: Eukaryota; Fungi; Basidiomycota; Agaricomycetes; Polyporales; Polyporaceae. The record is from RefSeq and is a predicted model, not a curated record. The coding region runs from base 1 to 1851 and encodes 616 amino acids.